AUGAUCAAGGUUGAAGUAAUUCACAAAGAAAUUAUUAAACCAUCCGCUCCAACUCCUCACCACCUUAGACAUUUGUGCCUCUCCCUUUUUGACCAGAUUAUGCUUGAACUGCAUGUGCCACAAGUUCUCUUCUAUCCUAGCAGCAGUGAUGAACAUUCUUUGGUCGCUGAAAAGUCCGAGCUUCUAAAGAAAUCAUUAUCUGAGGCCCUCACUAUCUUCUACCCUUUUGCAGGGGAAUUCAAAAAUAACGUUUCCAUCAACUGCGAUGACCGCGAAGCUCUAUUUCUUGAAGCCCAAGUCAACUGUCCCAUGUCCAAGAUCCUGGACAAACCCGAUUCUGAGAUCCUAACACAACUGAUUCCAACUCCUAUGCGUUCCAAACAAGCACAAGUAGGGCAUCUUGUACUAGUCCAGGCCAACGUAUUUGAAUGUGGUGGAUUGGCAAUUGGCGUCAGCAUUUCGCAUAAGGUCGCAGAUGCCUUAGCGAACAGCAAUUUCAUCGAAAGCUGGGCUGAAAUUGCCCGCUGCACUGCCAGCAGUACUGACCAUCACGUAGUACUUCCUACAGAAUUUGGUGUUGCAGCUACUUUGUUCCCACCACAAGAAUUUUUUAAGAAAAACCCCAUCACGCUACCUAUUAUUGACAAUGUUGUCAGAAAGAGGCUUGUGUUUGAUGCCUCAAAGAUUGCUGCUCUCAAGGCCAAAGCUGCCAGUGCCACAGUGCCAAAUCCGACGCGAGUUAAAGCAGUUUCCGCGCUCAUUUGGAAAUCCGCAUUGGAAGCAUCAAGAUCGAACUUGCGUUUUGCAAGGCCAUCCACAUGGCGGUCCUCUGUGAACCUGAGGCUCAGCCCUUCGCAGAAAACUUACAAGGAAAUUUUGUGUUUUUUACCAUGA
This is a messenger RNA of Malus domestica (apple), 894 nucleotides long. RefSeq names its product epi-neemfruitin B synthase L1AT-like. NCBI's taxonomy places the organism in Eukaryota, Viridiplantae, Streptophyta, Magnoliopsida, Rosales, Rosaceae. The record is from RefSeq and is a predicted model, not a curated record.